Molecule: messenger RNA, 1185 nt
Organism: Maniola jurtina (meadow brown)
Lineage: Eukaryota; Metazoa; Arthropoda; Insecta; Lepidoptera; Nymphalidae
Exons: 2
Coding region: 247-1185 (312 amino acids)
Molecular function (GO): nucleic acid binding; zinc ion binding
Source: RefSeq, a predicted model, not a curated record
AACAAUUUUGGCGCAGUCGGUAGGAUAAUUGCGUAAUAAUUACAUUAAUUGUGCAAAUUAUAAGACGACCAGAACGUGCGUCGAGAGAAAAUAGCUCAAAACGUACGGUAGCCGCAAGCUUUUGACAAGAGUCGCCGAACGCAAUGCUCCUCAUUUUGAUGUUACUGUGGUAAGUGGCUUAAUUUGUCUGCUCAAUUCCUAUUUUUCCUUGUGUACUAUUUUAUAUCUAUUUUAUUCUAUUUCUAUAUGCCUAAAUCCAUCAAAAACGAACCAUACACCAAGUCUCUAUAUCCCAGCUUAUCUCAAUCACCAAUACACGACACAAACACAAUGUCACUAGAAAUUAACACGUUAUUAAAACUCAUCCCAACAUUCGACACCGCAGAAACACAACAAGUUUACAGAUUUGUCCGGUCUUGUGAUUCUGCAUUCCUUCUAGCUGACGCCGAGAAGGAACAAAUCCUACUCGUCUAUGCACUCAAUAAUAUAACGGGUACAUGUGCUUCCGAUGUCCACUCUAGACAAUAUACUUCAUGGGAAGACCUUAAGUCCUAUCUUAUUGAGAAAUUCUCCAACGUCAAGACGAUUUCACAUCUCAAUUUAGAACUGCAGUCAAUGUUCCAAAAACCAGCUGAAAGCAUAACCGACUUCUUCCACAGAGUCGACUUAUGCCGAAGCAAAAUAAUUGAAAAAUUGAACACCGAAAUCAAAGACAGUACGUUAUUAGGUCGGAUGGCAACAACCGAAGAGACAGCCUUAAGCGUCUUCGUGAACGGCCUUAGCUCCGAAAUAGGUACAAUGUUAAGAACGCGAGGUUUCCAAAACCUAACUUUAGCUGGGCGUUUUGCCAUAGAAGAAGAAAAAAUACGAGCUAUGAACACAGCUAGGCAAUCUUUAUUUAAAAAUAACACAAAUCAACAUAAACCCAGCUCACAACGAACUCAAAUCGUUCCUAAUCCCCGUGCAACUUAUAAUUCAUACCCAUCAAGUCCGAAAAUCUGUAACUAUUGCAAAAAUCCAGGUCAUCUAAUAUCUGAAUGUCGUAAAAGAGCAUAUAACAAUAACUUGCGCAACAAUAUUCAGCCGAACCCCCUCAUACAAAACUCGCUACCAGCCUCCCUGGCACAAACACACACGUCCACUAAUGCAACGUGCUCUACCAGCUCCUCCAGCUUAUGCAAAUAA